This is a messenger RNA of Cydia splendana, 1669 nucleotides long. Its product is annotated as facilitated trehalose transporter Tret1-like. Gene Ontology annotation, molecular function: transmembrane transporter activity. The record is from RefSeq and is a predicted model, not a curated record. Gene Ontology annotation, cellular component: membrane. The coding region runs from base 94 to 1596 and encodes 500 amino acids. Gene Ontology annotation, biological process: transmembrane transport. The transcript is spliced from 3 exons. Lineage: Eukaryota; Metazoa; Arthropoda; Insecta; Lepidoptera; Tortricidae.
GUUGAGUUAUAAUUUUCUUGAGUUUUGUGAGUUCGAGUUGUGAGUGAUGGCUUACGGUUUAAAAAGUGCUCGAAUACCGUAAAGUCAGAAAAAAUGACAAAAAUUUGGUUUUCACCAUUUCAAAGACAAUGCUUCGUGACGUCAGGAGUGUGCCUGAACAUGGCUGGUCAUGGAUUGACAGUUGGCUUCACGGCUGUACUGCUGCCACAGCUGCAACGACCAGACUCACCCAUACCUGUGGAUGACGUCAGCGGAUCUUGGAUAGCUUCAAUUCUCGGCUUCGCUCUCGUGACUGGAAACUUCAUCGUGCCCACGGUAAUGGCUAAAAGUGGCCGCAAAACCGCCAAUCUGGUCAGCAUCCUGCCCAUGCUGGUCGGCUGGUUUAGCAUCCUCCUGGCCACCAGCGUCUCUGACCUUCUCCUCGCCAGGUUCCUCCAGGGGGUCUCGAUGGGAAUGAUCGCCACGCUAGGACCAGUACUUAUAGGAGAAUACACAAGCCCAAAGAACAGAGGCGCUUUCCUUAUGACCCUCUCUCUAGCCAUCGCAAUUGGAGUCCUAACAGUUCACACAGUUGGGUCUUAUUUCGGUUGGCAAACAGCAGCACUUUUAUGCGCUUUUAUAUCUUUCACAAAUUUGCUGAUUGUGAUGAAUUCGCCCGAAUCGCCAAGCUGGUUAGCUGAUCAAGGACGAUACGAAGAAUGUGAACAAAUCUUUAGAUGGCUUAGAGGUGACAAAGAAGAGGAAGAGUUACAUGCAAUGAUGGAAACAAGUGCUCUUAUCAGGGAAUCUAAAGACGAUGCUGGUGUAAACGAUUCUUUUCUAUGGAAGCUUAAGAGCGGUUUAGUGUAUUUGAAUGAGACGGUGCGAAAAAGACAAUUCUAUAAACCAAUAUUUAUAAUGAUGCACCUUUAUACGUUAGGCCAAUGGGGAGGUGCGAACAUUAUGUCAGCUUACACCACCAAGAUAUUAGAGAAUGUCGUCGGACCUAAUGCCAUGUUCGGGCUGAUUAUUAUUAGUCUUGGCACACAGAGGAUCAUAUCAAACUCUAGCGCUAUAUAUGUCAUCAAGAAGAUCAAAAGACGGACUAUAUUGUUAAGCACUACGUUAAUCAACAUUUGUGCUUUCCUCACGAUAGCUGCGUAUACUUACGCCAAAACACAUGGUUAUCUUCCAUUUGACCAUCCAUUAAUAGGUAUAACUCUAGCUCAUAUCCACAUGUUUUCUAUUGCUACAGGAACAGUGCCACUACCUCUGAUAAUAGCUGGAGAGUUAUUUCCAUUAGAAUACAGAAGUUUAGCUGGCGGCAUAAGCGUCCUUUUCGUUUCUGUGAAUCUUUUCCUGACGGUGAAAACACUGCCAUAUUUUUUUGCGACGAUAGGCCUCCCUGGGGCGUACUGCAUGUAUGCUGGGAUAGUCGGGUAUUGCCUGGUCGUGUGUUGGAUGGUGCUACCUGAGACCAAGGAUAGAACUCUUCAGGAUAUUGAGGAGGAGUUUAUGGGACGUCCGUUGUCGCCGGAAGAGUUAAUGUCGACGUUAUCGCUGACGUCUUUAAAAUUGCACAACGCAGACCGGCGGUGCAGUGCUCCCAUGAUUUAGGUUCUCAUCGUCAUCGAAGGUCAUCGAGUCUAUUACUGAGUAGGCAAACAGUGUCAGGUAGGGGCAAAUCGCU